AUGUAUUGGCCAUUUGCUCCUGCGUCAGAUGCUUGGAGGCAAUCUCUUGGAUCCCCUUUGAUGCACACGUGCUCAAAGGCUGAUUUCGACAUGUUGUUUACCAGCGCUGCGUUAUAUGCUUGGAAACAACCUCUUGGAUCCCCUUUGAUGCAUGCGUGCUUAAAGGCUGAUUUCGACAUGUUGGUUACCAGUAUACUUUUUAUUGGCGCAUUCUUUCUCUCUGACAAGAUGUAUGAUUCCACUAUUGAAGAAUAUCUCAACACUACCAAAUACAAUGAAUGGUCAAUCCUAUCUAUCUUGAAAUACACAGAAUCCAAGCAUGGUUUAUGUAUUGAUAAUGUCAACAUCCUCAAGGAUGAGAUCUACACAACGUUACGACGCCACUACCAUCGAGAAAAUAUGCAACAAAGAGCGAUCAGUAAAUUGGACAAACUUUUAAAAAGUUAUGAUAAGUAUUUCAAUGCAAUGGAAGUUGAACAAUUUAUGAAUGAGCUUCGAAAAAAAGAAGAAGAAAGAAAUUUGCAUACAUCAAUACGUCGAAAUAUGAUAGUUUCCUACAAUGUGGAGGCACUUAAAGAUCAUCACCAGAAUAAGAAGGUAUUAAAGAAUUUAUACGAAGAAGAUGAUCUUGACAGUAUGGCAAUAAACGAAGUAGAAAAGCAAAAUGAAAAUGCAAGUGAUGUCGUCUCAGAAAAAGAUAUCUUUGAUUUUGAUGUGGAUGAUGAUACUGAUGAUCAAAUGCAAGAACUUGAAGCAACAACAAAUAUGAGAGAGGAUGAGUCCGAUAACAAAUGGAUUCUUUCAACAGGGAAAGACGUUUAUAAGGUUUUAAACGAGUUUAAAUCAAAAAUUCCGCUGACAAAGGCUUAUCUCUACCCAGCAUACUUUGGGAUUCUCGACUUGUCCGGAGAAGAACCAGAAAUCAAGGGAUUAUUUACUGUUGAAGAAUGGGCCGAAAUGAAGGCAGACUUUAACAAGACAGUGGUGCUUAAGGAAACGGAUCCAAAGGAGGAAGAGUUACUCUAUGACUUGUUUGACAAAAUUGAGAAGGUACUUAAGAGAAAAUCAGACGAUAUUGUCACGGAUAUAGAAGAAUGUAUCAUUAAGGGACAUCCAAAGAUAAAUGUAAUAAAGACUGAUUCAAACAUAUAUACAGUGCUUACAAUCUGGAUCGGUCAAAGAGGAGAAAUACAAAGUCUUGCAUCAGCGAUGAUUGCAAACCUAAAUAAGAAACUAGUUGACAGGUCGUUGAUUGGGCAACGUUGUGAUUUCAGGAUCACUUGUGAUGGUUUUGAGGCAGUCAUUGGACUGCGAUCAGGAGGAUUACCCGAAGCUUGUAGUUCAAAAAGAUGGAAUGAUAAAGUUGACCUUAUGGUUGCUAUGCGCGAUGUCUUGCUCCAAGAAGCAAUAGAAAACAAUGGUGUGGAAUGUACAGACUUUAGGAAUUUGUUUUUAUUACAACUUGUACGCAUUGGAUUGGAAAGCAAAAGGUCUAUGGCGGUUAGGCCUCAUGAAGAAACAAAAUUACCUCAAUCGAACAAUCAAUUAUUAAUAAUUGAAAAGUUAACAACAUUGCUGUUGCGAAUUGAGUCAACUCUGAACUACAUUAUAACUAUUCGGAAUGAGCUGGCAGUCAAGGCGUCACGGUUGCACCGAGAUCGACGCAGCUCAAUUCAUCCUAAACCAUACACAUUUUCUGAGCAAGGAUGUGUGAGGCGUAAACGUAUUCAAAAAGAUAGUCAAAAUUUACUUUAG
Messenger RNA from Funneliformis caledonium, 1755 nucleotides. The record is from the annotation of a GenBank genome assembly. Lineage: Eukaryota; Fungi; Glomeromycota; Glomeromycetes; Glomerales; Glomeraceae.